This is a messenger RNA of Humulus lupulus (European hop), 357 nucleotides long. RefSeq lists its product as uncharacterized. NCBI's taxonomy places the organism in Eukaryota, Viridiplantae, Streptophyta, Magnoliopsida, Rosales, Cannabaceae. Bases 1 to 357 code for a protein of 118 amino acids. The transcript is spliced from 2 exons. The record is from RefSeq and is a predicted model, not a curated record.
AUGGUGAACACGCGUCACACCACCUUCGACCCUACCAACCCAGAGGAAGGUAACGGAGAGCCGCUGCCUUCUCAGCACAUUCCUCAAGACCUGCCUGAAGACGUGCCCCCUCAGACAUCUCACCAAGAUGAAGCGCAAGACUACGAGGGCGAGGCAGAGUACGAAGUACAAAACGAAGAAGAGUGCUACAAGGAGGAGAACGAGGGGGAGUAUCAUGAUGAAGCUGUGGACCCCGGGCUCCCUCGCGACGAUCAGCAAGACUCGGAGGAAGAUGAGAGGAAAGAUUGGAAUGGCAACAAUGAAGACGAAGAUGAGAGGAAAGAUGACGAGAACGUCUUUAACAAGAAAGAAGACUAG